Solanum dulcamara is the source of this 948-nucleotide messenger RNA. RefSeq lists its product as uncharacterized. NCBI's taxonomy places the organism in Eukaryota, Viridiplantae, Streptophyta, Magnoliopsida, Solanales, Solanaceae. The coding region runs from base 205 to 765 and encodes 186 amino acids. The record is from RefSeq and is a predicted model, not a curated record. The transcript is spliced from 3 exons.
GAGAGCGGUGUGGUUGGUGCUUAGUGAAGCAGAGUAGCUCACAUUUUCGGUGAACUGUUAGGAAGUCAUUAUUUCUGCUUUGAUAAAUUUAUUUAUUGUUUUUGCCAGUUGUUGCUGCUUCUUCUUCUUCAUUACGGUUCAUUAGUAUACAUAGAGAGAGGAAGAGGAAGAGAUCUAAUUUUUUCUGAUUGAUUUUAGUACCAAAUGGCUUCGAAGUUGUUAAUGAUAACUAUUUUCCUAUUGGAUCUGAUUGCUUUUGGUUUGGCUAUUGCUGCUGAGCGGAGAAGAAGCAAAGCAACAAUCAAACAAGAUGCUGAAAAUAACUAUAGCUAUUGUGUCUAUAACUCCGACAUAGCAACUGGCUUCGGUGUUGGUGCCUUUUUAUUUCUUAUGGUUAGUCAAAUAAUUAUAAUGGUGGCGAGCCGUUGCUUCUGUUGUGGAAAGGCUUUGAGGCCUGGAGGUUCAAGGGCUUGUGCUGUUCUCUUAUUCAUCAUAUGCUGGGUCGCAUUUUUUAUAGCUGAGGUGUGCUUGUUGGCCGGUUCAGUUAGGAAUGCUUAUCAUACCAAGUAUGGAUCAUCAUUCUUGAUGAGUGAUAAACCUCUAUCGUGUGAGACUCUGAGAAAGGGAGUUUUUGCAGCUGGAGCAGCUUUCAUUUUCUUCACCAGCAUAAUCUCCCAGUUCUACUAUGUGUCCUACGCCAAGGCACGGGGUGGCCCCAUGCCGUAUGGUGGCGAAGCCGGUGUUGGCAUGGCAGCCUACAAAUGAGGGUGAUCAAGGUUGUUGCUACUUUUUUAUUUGUUAAAAAAAAAGUUGUGAUUUUGAAGUUCAUGUAUAUUAUACAAGUUUCUAUUGCGUAGUUGCAUUUGAUUUAUUGUUGUAGGAGUCUUUUCGGACAAAUCUCAUUGUACCAUAUUCCUUCCUGCUGCGUAAUUUUUUUGUUCUAUGUCA